AUGCCACCGGUCCGUACGGACCACACAAAGACCCGCAAGGUCCGCGAUGUUGACAAAAACCCACGUAAGACGACGCGAAAGGACAAAGCUAAGCCCGGCCCGAAGAAAGUGAAAGCACGCACUAGCGCUCGUUUCUCGAAGGACGAAACUCAAAGGGAUUUGACUUGGUCUGACUGGUUGCAAGUCUUCAACUUCAUGGAGCAGGAGCCAGACAUGACGCAGAAGCGGGUCGUUGAACACUUCGAGAACCGUCCGGACAAGGAUGGCGGGAAGCUUCUGUUCACGCAGUCUGCGCUGUCGAAGAAGAUCAAGAAGAAGGAUGAGAUUCGGGAGACCGUUGCAAACAGCUCUGGUGCUGGUUCUCAGAAGCGUGCUCGAGUGGUGACAUGCCCCGAAGUCGACGAGGCACUCUCUUUGUGGGUCCAGGAUAUGGAGCAGAAGAAGAACACGGUGACUGGUGCCAUGCUGAUAGAGAAGCGGAAGCGACUGGAAGAACUCUUGAAUGUUCCCAAAGAGAAGCGCUUGACAGGGACGGGUUGGUUAGAGUCAUUCAAGGCUGCGAACAAUCUGCAGGAGCGCAAACGGCACGGGGAAGCAGGGUCUGUGGACUUGGAGGCCGUUGAGAAGGAGAGGAAGCGCAUGCGACGAAUCAUGGCCAAGUACAAGCCUGAGGACCGUUGGAACACAGACGAGACAAGCUUCUUCCCAUCUGCUCCACCUGACCGAACUCUUUGCGCUGCACCAGUCGCUGGACAGAAGCAGGACAAGUUCCGGAUCACUGCCGUCGUGACUUGCAACUCCACGGGGACCGAGAAAGAGCCGUUGAUGUUCAUUGGGAAAUCAGCCAAGCCUCGCGCAUUCAACAGGAAAGAUCCCGCACGCAUGCAUCCACCGUCGUAUUAUCGUUCGAACAAGAAGGCUUGGAUGACAGGCGCGCUGUUUGAUGAGUUUCUUUCGAGGCUGGAUGGAAAGAUGCGCAGGCAACGCCGUAAAAUCCUGCUCUCAAUGGACAACUUUUCGGGGCACCACAACAUCACGUACAAACCAAAGAACAUUCGGCUUGUCUACUUUGAGCCCAAUCUCACUCCAUUUGUCCAACCCUGUGACGCAGGAAUCAUCCGCUGUCUGAAAGCACGUUACCGGAAGAAGCAAGCUGUCCGUGCCCUCAAUCUCUACGAGGCUGAGCACGAAUCUCCGUUCAAGAUUGACAUUCUUUCGGCGAUGCGAACACUUACCGAAGCAUGGAACAAGAUCUCACAGUCCACAAUUGCCAACUGCUGGGCUCAUACGAAGAUCUGCCCUCCAGACAACGAGUGGGGAGACAUUCCUGAUCCAGAUGACAAGAAAGAGGAAACCGAGAAUGAAGAAGAGCACAAGGACACUGAGAUUGAGACCGAGACCGAGAAUGAGAAAGCUGAUGCGACAGCAAAGAGCAUGGAUGUCGACGAUGCUCCGGCAGCUCCGCAGUCUGGCAACUCUCAAGAUCUUGACCAGCAGGCAUGGGAUGUCAUUCUCGAGUUUGCCACCUCUGAACAUGUCUCACUUCCGUCCACUGAGAAACGACUCGAAGCGAUCUUUGGUCUGACUUACUCCGAUGAAGAUUGGCGGCCAGCACUCACGGCUGUCAUGGAUGCCGAGGGUGACUCAGUGGUUGCGGAGAAAUCUGUGCGCAGGUUGCAGAAAGUGUCUCUUAACCUGUGCGCGACUGAUGGACAUGCAAACGGAGCUCUCCCACAAAUUCUCGCUCCGGAUCGUCGGCUUAGGGAUGCAGAGAAUGAAUUGCAAACUGCACUUGAUCACUUGUACUCCUCCCGAUGCCUGCGUGGCCAACCUCCUUCUGUCUCUCAGAUUCUGUCGCCAAUCAUUGAAGACGAGAGUCUUGACAAUCAGCUUCUAUGCAUUGCCAAUGGUGACGGUGGUUUGCGUCAGAUUCUUGCAUUGGUGCGUCAAAAGAACGAGGUGAUUGACAUUGAUGAGGACGAUGAUGGUGAUGAUGGAUUCGAGGAAUUCAUUUUUGUCCGACAAGAUGCUCUCGCUGCCAUUGACCUCCUUCAAAAGAUUGCUCAAAAUCGGCCUGACCUUGACUUCAGCAUGUCUUUUGGAGCUCACUUACGAACAAUGAGGGCCACAAUCAAUCACGAAUCCGAGGAAAACAAAGUUCAGAAAUCUCUUGAGGAUUUUUUCAUUCCCAAGCCGUAG
Molecule: messenger RNA, 2199 nt
Organism: Mycena citricolor
Lineage: Eukaryota; Fungi; Basidiomycota; Agaricomycetes; Agaricales; Mycenaceae
Source: the annotation of a GenBank genome assembly